UUGUGUGGGUGUUAGCAUCAUAAAAAUUUGAUCUUUCUCAUUUACAUACACAUUUGUUCCUUCCCAACUUGUGUUAUGAAAUCAGAAAUCAGUUAAAUUUCCAGCAAAUAAACUAACAAUGUCUAAAACUUUUUUUGCCUCAAACACUAUUCUUCCGCCAUGGAAUUCCUCUGAGCCACCAUUAAUCCCCUGUAAUUCCCAAUUCCACUUCAAACCCACCACCCGCCGUCACCUUAUCACCUCAAUUUCCAUCCUAAUAACUCCAUUUUUGGCUAGUGACCCAUUUAGCCCCUUUCCAUUACCAGUGUCCCAUGCUCGUGGGCUUUUUCAAAUGCCCCCUUUUCGCCUCACUAACAGGUACUUUUUGGUGAGAGCAGGGGAAUCGGAAUAUGAGAGUCUGGGGCUGAUUAAUACUAACCCGGUAGCCAAAACAUCGGUGGAUAAUGGGCUGUCUGAGAAAGGGAAGAAACAGACAGUUAGGGCGGCGUUUGAUUUGAAGGAAAUGAGGGCUUGUGAUGGGAAUUGUUGGAUUUGGCCUUCAAUCACUCAGAGAGCUUAUCAGGCUGCUGAGAUUAUCGCUGCUGUUAAUGGUGUUAAUCGAAGCCAUAUAGUCCCUGAAUAUAGCUUUCUCGAUGCUCGUGGAUUGGGGGCAUAUGAAGGAAAAAGUUUGGAUGCUUUAUCUGAAGUGUAUGAAUCAGAUAGCCUUUCUCCGAACAUAAAACCACCUCCUACUGAUGAUGGAACACCUAAUGAGAGUGUUUUGGAUGUCUUUGUUCGUGUAACACAAGUUAUGUCGAUUCUUGAAACUCAAUACUCUGAGGACACAGUCAUCAUAGUCUCACCAGAUUCUGAUAACUUGACAAUUCUGCAAGCUGGUUUAACAGGGCUUGAUCUUCGAAGGCACAGGGAUCUUUCUUUUGGGCCAGGUGAAGUUAGAUUUGUUGACGCUAGCAGCAUACCUACCUAUAAGCAACCUGCAUCCACAGUUUAUAAAUGCUUAAACCCCCCUAGCUGUACAUGACAUGAUAAUCCUAAGCUUGGAUUUCACCACCAAGAAUGCAGGAUCGUUUCUUAUCAUUGUUGGUG
This is a messenger RNA of Solanum stenotomum, 1086 nucleotides long. RefSeq lists its product as uncharacterized. Bases 119 to 1021 code for a protein of 300 amino acids. Lineage: Eukaryota; Viridiplantae; Streptophyta; Magnoliopsida; Solanales; Solanaceae. The transcript has 6 exons. The record is from RefSeq and is a predicted model, not a curated record.